AUGUCCCAAGAAUCGACGUCAACCGCCGCGCCGAACACCACCGGCACGUCAUCCAAAAAUUCGUGUCUUUUUCUCGAUUUUUUGAUCUCCGUACCGCCGAAAGAGCGCCAACGAAUGCUUCAGAAGCCGUCGUGUUGUUUUUUCAUCUAUCGAAUGCUUCCACCCAUUGCUCAACAAGUCACGAUUCAGUUGAUUUGGAAGGGAAGCUUUCCAAAAGCCGACGAUCUGGAAGUGACGAAAUCGAUUGAAGAUCAAGUGAAAUUGUUGGAAGAUUUGGGAAUUGUUACCAAACAGGCAAACGGAAAAUAUCUCAUUGAUAAUGACUAUAAACGAUCGUAUAUGUAUGCGGCGAUGCUCGGCGCGGCGAGCAUUUCAUCACUCGUUUUGGAGACGAAUGACGAGAAACGAAGAGGAAAAGAGGUGGAGAAGAAGGCGGUGGAGAGAUGGGAUUGUAUAUUGAGAUACCUUGCGCUCCCAUCGGAAGAAAACACUCAAGCGGUGUCUGAAACGACUCGAAACCUGUUCAAAAAGGCGAAUUUCACGAGUGGAGACUCUCGAAUCGAAAUCACAACGUCCGGAUUUCAAUUCCUUCUUCUGAGUCCAGUGAAACAAAUGUGGACAUAUGUGAUCGAGUAUUUGAAGUUGGAAAUGAGUCAGGGACAAGAUAUUGUUGAAGUGAUUGAACCACUCAUUCAGAUUGUUCUUUUAGCUAAUCGAGGAUUCAAAGCAGAAAAGGAAUGCUAUCAAAUCGAUCCGUCAUGGAGUAUCCCACAACAAGAACUUCUCAAUCAUUUGAGAGAAUUGGGUGUGAUAUUCAUCAGAAAACGAAAAGACGGCGUCUUCUUUCUCACACAUCUUCUGACACAUCUGGCGACGAACGAAACGAUUGACGACACGUCGGCUGAGAAAGUUUCCAAUGGAAAAGUGAUUGUUGAGACAAAUUUCAGAGUGUAUGCAUACACUUCGUCACUUCUUCAAUUGGCUAUCAUCGCAUUGUUCACCGAAAUGACUUAUAGAUUUCAAGACAUGUCUGUCGGAAUGAUCACCCGUGAAUCAGUGCGUGGCGCCCUUCAACACGGAAUCACCGCCGCCCAAAUCAUCUCAUUCCUCCGUGCCAACGCCCACCCGCAAUGCAUUGCCACGUCGGGCGCCAUCAAUUGUCUCCCGAUAACAGUCGCCGAUCAAAUCCGUCUUUGGGAGGAUGAGAGACGUCGAAUGGACCUAAAAGACGCGUAUAUUUACUCGCAUUUCGAGUCGGAAGACGAGUUUCAAGGAGUCUGUGAUUAUGCUCAGGAGCGGGGAAUACUGCUAUGGGCCAAUGCUCAACAGAAGUUGGUUAUUGUGAAUGAGGAGGGACACGAAUACGUUCGACAAUGGUAUAAGAGGUCGAAAGGGGGAGAGACUUCUACUUCGUGA
Messenger RNA from Caenorhabditis remanei, 1416 nucleotides. RefSeq lists its product as uncharacterized. The record is from RefSeq and is a predicted model, not a curated record. Gene Ontology annotation, biological process: nucleotide-excision repair. Gene Ontology annotation, cellular component: transcription factor TFIIH core complex; transcription factor TFIIH holo complex. NCBI's taxonomy places the organism in Eukaryota, Metazoa, Nematoda, Chromadorea, Rhabditida, Rhabditidae. Gene Ontology annotation, molecular function: ATPase activator activity; double-stranded DNA binding. Bases 1 to 1416 code for a protein of 471 amino acids. The transcript is spliced from 7 exons.